This is a messenger RNA of Strongyloides ratti, 1314 nucleotides long. RefSeq names its product RNA-binding protein Lupus La domain and Winged helix-turn-helix DNA-binding domain-containing protein. Gene Ontology annotation, molecular function: RNA binding. NCBI's taxonomy places the organism in Eukaryota, Metazoa, Nematoda, Chromadorea, Rhabditida, Strongyloididae. The coding region runs from base 1 to 1314 and encodes 437 amino acids. The record is from RefSeq and is a predicted model, not a curated record. The transcript has a single exon.
AUGAAUGAACAAAAAAUAAUCAAAUCUACAAUUAAUAAUAGUGAAGGAAUAAAAAAUCAAGAUAGAAAAAUAAGACAAGAUAAAGGUGGUACAAACAUUAAUAGAAAUAAAAUUAAUUAUAAUAAUAAUUUAAAUAAUAAUAAUAAUAAUAAGAAUAAUAAUAAUAAUAAGACGCAAAAUAAAAAUAAACAUCAAAAUAUUAAACCACUUCAAAAAAAUGGUAUGAAAUAUAUGGAUAAUCUAAGAAAGGUACAACAAAAUGAGGUCGCUCCACCAAAACCUCCAAAUAGAGGUGGUUUUCCAUCUAAACCAGACGGGUUAAUAGAUAGAAUUGAAUUUUAUCAAACACCAACAUUAAAUUUAGAAAUUGCUUAUUUUAAUCCUGAAGUUGUUCGUAGUGGAAUUUUUGGACCUCAUAAUCCUCAUCUCAAACCUGGGCAGGUAAAUACUAAAGCAAUUCAAGAAUAUCAAAGAAAAUUUAAUAAACCACCACCACCACAUGUUUAUACAGGUAAUUUUCAUCCAGUAGAACCUGUUAGAAUUCUUCCACAUCCAAAUUUAAUGUUUAAUACAUUUAAUUGUCAUCCAUUACAAAGAGGUCCACAAAUACAAAAUAUAUGUAAACCAUUACCACAACCACGUUAUGGAGGAAUCCCUAAAUAUGGUGGUGUUGAAGUAUUGCCGGUUAAUAUUAAUCAUCCUAUGAAUAGAAAUACAACAUUUAACCAAAAUAACUAUAGCAAAAAUAUGAAUCGCAACAGGAAUGGUUAUAAUAAUAAUAAUAAUAUUUAUGAUGGAGGUAAAAAUAAACAAUACCAACAACCAAUUCCACAAUAUCAACAACGAAAAGGAGGUAAUUACAACAAUAAAAGGGUUUCAAAUAAUACAACUAUAUUAAAUCAAUACAAUAAUACUAUUUCUACUGUAGAAAAUAAUGAAAAUAAUGAAAAGAAAAAUCAAUCAAAAAAUGGUAUGGUAAAAAAAAAUGAUAAAAAAAAUGAAUUAGUUGAUGAUGGUGCCUUAAAAGAACAAAUAAAAAAGCAAAUAGAGUAUUACUUUUCAGAGGAUAAUCUUAUAAAAGAUCUUUACAUUAGACAAUUAAUGAAUGACUCAGAAGAGAAAGGAUUUGUUAUGAUUGAAGAUAUCUUAAAUUUUAAUAAGAUUAAAAAUUUAACCAAAACAUUUCCUAACCCACAUGAAACAUUGAUUGAAGUUUUAAAAGAUAGUACAAAACUUGAAUUAUCAAAUGAUAAAUUAAAAAUAAGACCUGGAACAAGUGUAUUAGAUCAGCUAAAUAAUUUAUCUUUUUUGUAG